AUGUUCCAACCACUUUCUCAAACACACGAGUCUUCUCCGCAUUGUCAGACUGGGUUAGAGUUAACUGAAUCCGACCUUGCGAAUGGAUGGAAUCGACAGAAUACAAGCAUUGCGCCCGACUUUUUGGAGAGAUUUUACAAAAAUUCGCGGUUACAUCAUUUGUCGACAUGGCGGGCGGAGUUGAAACAAAUGAUAGCGAACAAUCAAUCGACUUUUCGAGAAAGAAGAACAAAAAGAACAGAUGAUGAGGAUCAAAUUGUGAUGCACGUUGAUUUCGAUGCAUUCUUCGCCUCGGUCGGUUUGCUAGACCGUCCGCAUUUAAUAAAUAGGCCGGUGGGUGUCUGUCAUGCGAAAGGUACCUCAACUAAGAUAGAUUCCUCCAGCGAAAUAGCCUCGGUUAAUUAUAUUGCGCGGUCAUAUGGUAUCUCGAAUGGGAUGCACGUUGGAGACGCGCAGAGAUUAUGUCCAAACUUGAUUACGAUUCCGUAUGAAUUUGAGAAGUAUCACGCCGUGAGCCUUAGGUUCUAUGAGAUUCUAAUAAAGUAUGCCACAGAAUUGCAGGCUCUCAGCAUAGAUGAGGCUUUGAUAGAAGUCGGACGCACAGUCAGGGAGGACUAUGGCGGAGAUGCAGAGGAAUUUGCCAGGCAGCUCAGAAAAGAGAUUAAGAAUGAGACUCGAUGCGAUGUAAGCAUGGGUAUUUCAAAGAAUAUCUUAUUGGCAAGGAUGGCCACAACCUAUGCUAAACCACGCGGCCAAUUUUAUAUAAAAGAUGAUUAUAUUGACGAAUUUCUAGAGAAUCAAAAUGUUGACAGCCUACCGGGUGUAGGCUCGUCAAUGGCGCAAAGACUAGGAGAAAAGGGAGUAAUCACAAUAGCAGAUCUUAAAAAUUUAACUAUGGGUGAAUUGCAGGCAGAAUUUGGACCCAAGGCCGGCAAAACGCUAUACAAUUUUGCCAGAGGAAUAGAUAAAAGGUCAAUACAAGUAGAUAGCCCUAGAAAAAGCGUUUCAGCCGAAGUUGCCUGGGGCGUGAGAUUUGAAAAUGAUGAGCAGGUCGAGAAAUUUCUCCAUGAACUAUGUGAAGAAGCGGUUAAGCGGCUUAAGGACGUGAAGCUAAAAACUAAAUCAGUAAUGUUAAAGAUCAAAUUACGCAAGCCCGAAGCAGGAGCGCCACCAAAGUUACUUGGUUGUGGAGACUGUGAUAAUUUUUCGAAAUCAAAAACUUUUGCCUAUUAUACAGAUAGUUUUGAGCUUAUCUGGAACGAAUGUUUGGCAUUACUAAAACAGUUUGGGUGCAGCUGUGUGGAAAUCAGAGGUAUUGGUAUACAAUUACAAAAGCUUAAUACCGAAACAGGAAAGGGGCACAAAAGUCUUUCAGACUAUUAUAAAUCAGCGGCUGAUGCGGAAGGGAGAGAAGAGCAGCCAGCUGAUUCAAAUGAUCAAAGCCAACAGUGCUAUGAUGAAAGCUUGAUAGGCGAUGAAGAGAGUCGCAUGGACAUCAUUAGUAGCUCUCCAGAUUUAUCAUCACCCUUUAAUAAUGGCGUUUGUGAGCCUUCCAGGAAUUGUGAGCGCAAUCAAGAAAGUAUAGAACGUAAUGUGGAUGAGAAUCGAUCACAUACGUUACAACAACGACAUCCGAGCUAUAGCGAACCAGGGAAUUCUGUUCCAAUGUUUGUUCCUGUGAAAAUGGAAUUUGAUGAUGAUAACAUGAUGCUUGGUGGAGAGUCGUCAUGUUCACAAAUGAGAAAUGAAAGCGAGAUGCUCAAGAUGGAGGAAGACACUGAAAUAGAACGCAACUCAAUCAUAGACAGGCCAAAUGAGAGAGACUUACCGUGUCAAGAAACAUGGAACGAGCUACCCCACUCCCGCCUAAUUACAGCAAAUUACAAAGUAUCUAAAAAGACUGUCAGCAAGAACAACCGUAGUAGGAAGAAUACAUUGCAGAAACCUCCGAGGCGGAAGAGUAAAAUCGAGGACGAGAGCCGAGGGCUGAAUUUGGAUAAGAAUGGUGAAUUUGAUCGGGAUGUUUUUGAUGCUCUCCCCAAAGAGAUUCAAAAAGAAAUCAUGAUUGAAUUUCGGUUUCAUACUCCGCUGAGAAAUUUGCGACCUAUACAUAAGAAAGUUAAAACCGAAUCGGAUGAAUUGACCAAGUAUCCCAGUGGAUGGUUGUAG
Molecule: messenger RNA, 2169 nt
Organism: Paraglomus brasilianum
Lineage: Eukaryota; Fungi; Glomeromycota; Glomeromycetes; Paraglomerales; Paraglomeraceae
Source: the annotation of a GenBank genome assembly